This is a messenger RNA of Aspergillus aculeatinus CBS 121060, 906 nucleotides long. RefSeq lists its product as uncharacterized. Gene Ontology annotation, biological process: transmembrane transport. Bases 1 to 906 code for a protein of 301 amino acids. The record is from RefSeq and is a predicted model, not a curated record. NCBI's taxonomy places the organism in Eukaryota, Fungi, Ascomycota, Eurotiomycetes, Eurotiales, Aspergillaceae. Gene Ontology annotation, cellular component: membrane. The transcript has 4 exons. Gene Ontology annotation, molecular function: transmembrane transporter activity.
AUGACAGCUUCAUCCGACCGCCACUCGUAUACAUUUCAUAUCACCACCACCCUGUUAGCCGCCGAAUUUGCUGGCUCCGCAAUAGCCUCCUUUGCCUUGAGCUAUGGUGUCUACGUGUCGCUACUACUGAGUCUCGUCCUCCCUAUCGUCACUCUCCCACUAGCCUUUCUGAUACCCUCCGAUGAACGGCCGCUGAACCCACGCCAGCGUACUGCCGACCAACAUACAGAACAGCACGAAUUGACCACCUGGGCGACUUCUUGCCUGAAACAACUAAGGAAGCCCGAGUUUCCCUCGCGGUCUGACCUGCGGGUCUCCUGGCUCGUUGCGACAUGCCUCAUAUCCCGCAUCGGACGUUACCCAUUUUCCCUUCUCCUUCCGAGCGUGUCUCGCCGUUAUCAAGGGACUAUGGCCGAGACCGGGUUCCUCCUCUGCUUCAAAGCUGUCGUCAGCCUGAUGGGACUCGCCAUCCUCAUGCAUUGCAUUCGACCCCUCUUCUUGCGACGGCAAUCCCCGACGCACUCGGCCGAUGCGGCACCUCUCUCUGGCCCCUAUCAGCUUGACCUGUGGACGAUGCGAGGCAGUGCAGUGUGCAUGGCUAUAGGGGCGGUUCUGUUAUCAGCACCACGCUCACUCAUGAUAGUGUACACAGGAGUCGUGCUGUAUGGACUAGGUAUCGGCUUCGGCGGUGCAGUCGGGGGCGUUAUCGCGCGGUUGAUGGGGUCCGACGGAGUCUUGCUGCCGGAUAACAUGCUCGAGGCGGUAUUCGAUGCCAUCGCGGCGCCGGCGAUGUCGUAUACCUGCCUUUUUGGGGCACAAUUGGAUGAGUCGAUGUCGAUGGUCGGACUGUCAUUUGUUGCCGCGGCGAGCAUCUUUGGCUUGAUUGCUAUCGGGACAUUUUUUUAG